Messenger RNA from Neoarius graeffei (lesser salmon catfish), 1268 nucleotides. RefSeq names its product protein FAM3A-like. The record is from RefSeq and is a predicted model, not a curated record. The transcript has 10 exons. Bases 214 to 948 code for a protein of 244 amino acids. Lineage: Eukaryota; Metazoa; Chordata; Actinopteri; Siluriformes; Ariidae.
CGCACCUCGAGCCGCGGCUUGGGACGCUCCAUUAUUAGUUUCAUUCAUAGGUUGAGAAUGCAAAGGAAUCAGUCAGGCGUGCACUUCACUGCUUUGUGGAAACUAAUUGAUUGAAAUAAAACAAAAUAAAACAACUGGAAGACACUCAACUCAGCUCAACACUUGAACGGAGGCUCAUCUUCUUUACCGUUCAGGAUCUGCAGUCUGGAUAUAAUGAGGCUAACAGGACCACUGCGUGCAGUCAUUGCCAUAUUCCUCGUCGGCUUGACUUGUUUUCUGGCAUAUUCCAUACGAGGAGGAGAUGGAGAUUCGGUCAUGAAAAUGUUCUUUCGUGAAGCACAAGAGCAGCCCACUCCAGAACCAUGGCCUCACAGGUACAAGUGUGGCCUCUCAACCCCAUGUCCUCCUCAAUACUUUACGUUCCGUUUAAUGUCUGGAGUUGCAAAUGUUAUCGGACCCAAACUCUGUCUGGAGGAUAAAAUUCUUGUCAGCAGUGUAAUGAACAAUGUUGGCAGAGGACUUAACAUCGCCUUGGUAAAUGGGGUCACUGGAGAGCAUUUGGAAACAAAAUCAUUUGACAUGAGUAAUGGAGAUGUGUCUGAGUUGGUGAAGUUUCUGCAAGAUAUCCGUGAAGGAACCCUCGUGUUUGUGGCAUCUCUUGAUGAUCCAGCCACCAAGUUGAAUGAUGAGGCACGGCAGUUGUUUGAGGAGCUGGGCAGCACAGCAAUAAAAGAGCUCGCUUUCAGAGACACCUGGGUGUUUGUGGGAGCCAAAGGAAUACAAAAUAAGAGCCCAUUUGAGCAGCAAAUGAAGAACAACCAAAGUAGUAAUUUCUACGAGGGCUGGCCGCAGGCUUUGGUGCUGGAUGGCUGCAUUCCUGUACGUGCCCCCCUAAACAAUGAAUCUUUCAUUUGGUCAUCAACCAUCAUACAAGGAAAUGCACAAUGAACUUCACUACUGACUAAACCGGUUCAAUCAGACACAUGGAUCACUGAACAGUUUCUUAUUAAUAAAAGACUUUUUUUUUUAAGAAUUCCAGCUGGUAAUACAAAGUGAGCCUCAACACAAAUGUAACACUUCUAGGACUGUAAAAGGAAAAACUUUCAUUUUUUCCAUUAAAUAUGUAGAAUACUGGUUAUUAUGUAUCAAGAAUAAAAUAUAUCAGUCAUGACUGUACCUAACUGUUGCAUCCUAGCCAUAAACCCUCACAUUUUUAUAUGUAAAGUGUUGAUUUUAUAUGUCAUUAAAACAUGUGUCUGUUGACCAAA